This is a messenger RNA of Glycine soja, 849 nucleotides long. RefSeq names its product mediator of RNA polymerase II transcription subunit 28-like. Bases 131 to 556 code for a protein of 141 amino acids. The transcript has 4 exons. The record is from RefSeq and is a predicted model, not a curated record. Gene Ontology annotation, cellular component: mediator complex. Gene Ontology annotation, biological process: regulation of DNA-templated transcription. NCBI's taxonomy places the organism in Eukaryota, Viridiplantae, Streptophyta, Magnoliopsida, Fabales, Fabaceae.
UUGUAACGUUUUUUCAAAGUCAAAUUAGGUUUUCAAAAACAAAUCAGAAAACCCAAAUCUAUCGUCUCUUCGCUCCUCUUCACUCACGCGCGCCAUCUUCUCUGUCGCCCAGGCUGAAAAGGAAUAUAUUAUGGGUGAUAGGCUAGUAGUUGACCAACAGCACACGGGUGAUGCACAACUUCCAUCUUCUCCUCCCUCAAAAGAUGAUAUGGUUUCGUGUGUUAUGGCUUUGGAGGCUGCUUUGCUUCCCUGUUUGCCAGCCAGAGAACUUCAAGCAAUAGACCGUUCCCCCCACCCUUCACAUCAAAUUGAUGUGGAUAGGUAUGCAAGAGAUUUUAUGGAGGCUGCCAAGAAGCUUCAGCUUUAUUUUAUCAGCCUGCAACGAGAGGAUAAGCCAACAAAACUUGAAAUGCUUAGAAAGGAGGUUGCUCUCAUGGAAGAGGAGCUUAACAAAAAAAAUGAGCUGAUAAAAAAGCAAGAAAAUUUAAUUCAGGAGUGGAAGAAAGAGUUGAAAGAUCAGUUGGACAAACACAAGAUUGAGUUGGAUAGGGUUUAGCCUUAUGUCUGGGCUCAUCUGCACUUUAAAUAUUCAAGGAUAAAUAGUCACUUAUAUCCUUGAAUAUGUAAUUCACUAACAAAUGCGUCCUUAAAAGAUGAAAAUACAAAAUUGAGUCUCCUAAAGUGUAAAAAGUGCUACAAAUAUAUUCGAUCGUUAACUUUUGUCUGUCACGGUUAAUAAAUAGCUUACGUGGUAUAGAAGAACAAAUUUGUCACUAAAAUGAUUGUCAAUGUGAUCAUCUCUAAUUGUCAGGAUAUAAACAUAUUUGUUAUAUAAUAUUUUUUUGACUU